Clonostachys rhizophaga is the source of this 945-nucleotide messenger RNA. The record is from the annotation of a GenBank genome assembly. NCBI's taxonomy places the organism in Eukaryota, Fungi, Ascomycota, Sordariomycetes, Hypocreales, Bionectriaceae.
AUGGCCUGCAUGCCCAGUUCUGGGUGGAAUGCCUGGAGAUACCACAUGGCAGAGAAGUCACCCGCGGUACAGCCAACGAGGCAUCGAAGGGUGUUGACGCCAGCCCGUUUCCAUGUCGCCCUGGAGCUCCAGAAGUCGAGGCUUAGCGUCGAAGGAGUAGGGGCUUUGGCCGAUUUGCAGGGAGAGGUAGCUGCUGUGCUCUUGCAGGAGGGGGAUGCUGGUGCUGUGCUUUUGCUACAUUUUGGCCGUGAUUGGCAAGACAGGAUCGUUGCUGCUGGGUUCCUCGAGAGGUUGGGGAAUAUGGAUGAACGUGGGUGUGAGGCUGAAAGGAUGCGCCGCGAGAGGGUUGACCGUGAGUUGCGAAAGAGGUGCGCCAUGAUCGCGUUUCCAAUUGUGAUGAGCCCGGAAUCUGGUGAUGAUCAAAUGGGAUCAGACUUUGAGGAAUACCUCCGCCAAGCGAUCGCCCUCGCCCGGGAAGCCCUCGAGGCCGGCGAUGACCCCUUCGGCUCCGUCCUCGUCGAUCCCGCCACCGACUCAGUCCUCCAAUCCGACCGCAACCGCACCGUCACGGGCGCUAAGGAUCUGAGCUCGUCAGAGGCAGGCAAGCCCGAUCCCACGCUUCACCCCGAGUUCACCCUCGCCCGCUGGGCCCAGCUCAACCUCACCGCUGAGCAGCGCGCUAGGGCCGUCGUGUACACGUCCGGCGAGCACUGCGCCAUGUGCGCCGCCGCCCACGCCUACUGCGGGCUGGGCCGCAUCGUGUACGCGACCUCGACGGAGCAGUAUGGCCAGUGGAAGGAGGAGAACGGCGUGACGGGGGGAAAGGUCGCUCCCUUGAGCAUCCGAGAGAUUGCGCCUGGUGUCGAGGUUGAGGGACCUGUGCUUGAGUUGGCGGACGAGGUCAGGGCGCUUCACGUGCAGAGGUGGGCUGCGAAGAGAAAGUGA